AAAAUGAAUUCCCGUGUUUACUCUAAAGAGUUUGUAUUAGAUAUUGAUGUUGGUGAUUUGUCAAAAAUUAACAUUGCUGAAUUUAUUGAUGAAAUUGAAGAUGUAGUUGGAAUUGGUAAUGUGUAUGCUGUGACCAAAUGUAGACCAAACAUUUUACAAGUUUCUAUUGAUUCAAAGGAAAAUGCUAAUAAGCUGUGUGAUGGAUUAAUCGUAAAGGAUACGACAUAUGAGUGCAAAUUCCCAUAUUCGCCAUAUACAAUUGUUUCUUUUAUGGAUAUACCUUCAUAUAUUGAGGAUAUUGUUCUUAUUAAUAAACUCAAAGUUUAUAAUAUCGAAAUCGAAGGUAAGAUAAUAAGACAUUUCUACGAUAAAUACGAGACCAUAGAAAAUGGAAUACGCCACGUCAGAUGUAUUUUCCCCCCAGAAGUCAAAUCCCUCCCAUGGGCCGUGAAGCUUGAGACUAUUCAUGGAAUGAAAAGUUUUCGUGUUAUUCAUAACAAUCAGACGAAAGUGUGCCACAAAUGUCUACAAGACACUCAUAUUAUAGCUAAUUGCCCCAAAAUUGAGUGUAGAAGAUGCCACCAACUAGGUCAUAUGGCUAAUAAUUGCAUGGUGAAAUAUUGUGAUAUUUGCAAAAAAAUAGAUAUUAAGUGUAUUUGU
Messenger RNA from Lottia gigantea (owl limpet), 660 nucleotides. RefSeq lists its product as hypothetical. The transcript has a single exon. Lineage: Eukaryota; Metazoa; Mollusca; Gastropoda; Lottiidae. Gene Ontology annotation, molecular function: nucleic acid binding; zinc ion binding. The annotation marks the transcript as partial. The record is from RefSeq and is a predicted model, not a curated record.